CUCGCUGCAUCUCCAACAAAAAAAACGGGACGGGCUCACAUCACGGGCAGGCUCAGCUGACGCGGCGCUGGGAACUGGGGGGCACGAAACGAGAAGUUACUGUCCAUGAAGGACGGAUUGCAUAACGGCGGUUUCCCUUCGCUGUGUGUGCAGCCUGCAGCAGGCAUGGAGCAGAGGUGAGAUCCACGGACGGCCAGCUCCCCUCCUGCAGCGCUCCAGGACCAUGCUAGACUCGAGCCUGCCGCACACUCUGCUAUAGCUGCCAUCUGUCUAUCACCAUGGUGACAGAGAGCUCCUGGACCUUGACACUGUUGCCAUGGUGACCCUGUAAUUCCAAUCUGUUGCUGUGGUGACCACAUUAAAAGCCCCAGGUAACUGUAACAAUCUGCUGCCAUGGCGAUGCUGUAGAGACGCCCAGUGAAGUCAUAAGCCUGUUGCUAUGGUGAUCCUGUAGCAAAGCAGCAGUCACUAUGGGAACCUCCAGGAUGUUCCGUGUUUUUGUCGUCCUGGGUUCGGCCUUCAUGAUCCUUCUGAUCAUUAUCUACUGGGAUGAUGUCGGAACAGCUCAUCUGUAUCUGCACACUCCGGUCUCGCCGGGCCCCAAAAUCCCACACCCCCCUCCCCAGCAGCAGCCUCAGACCUCCCGAACCCCAUCUUUCCUGCAUGACAUCGAUGCCUUCGUCAACCAGUUCUUAGAGCCGGGAACUGGCGAGCCCACAGACCCUGCCCCCUCUGACUCAAGCAACCAGUCGGAGAAAGCAGAGGAGCAGUAUAUACCCCGACGGGAGUGGAAGAUUCACCUGACUCCAGUGGCACCAGAGCUCCGUGAGAGACAGGAGCAGCGGCGGCGGUUACUGCAGGAGAUGUGUGCUAACGACAGCGUGGCGUUUCCUGGCAAAAACCGUUCGUUUGAUGACAUUCCCAACAAGGAGCUUGAUCACCUGAUUGUGGAUGACAGGCACGGUAUCAUCUACUGUUAUGUGCCAAAGGUGGCCUGCAGUAACUGGAAGCGGCUCAUGAUAGUCCUGAGUGAAAGCCUGCUGCAUGAUGGCGUUCCACAGCGAGACCCCCUGGCCAUCCCCAGAGAUCUGGUCCACAACAGCAGCAUGCACUUCACCUUCAACAAGUUCUGGAAACGCUACGGGAAGUUCGCAAGGCACCUCAUGAAGGUGAAGCUGAAGAAGUACACCAAGUUUCUGUUUGUGCGGGACCCCUUUGUGCGUCUCAUCUCCGCCUACCGGAAUAAAUUUGAGAUGCGUAAUGAGGACUUCUAUCGGCGUUUUGCACAGGUCAUGCUGCGCCGCUACGCCAAUCAGCCGACACCUCCUUCCUCUGUGGAUGAGGCGAUUGCUGUGGGCAUCCAGCCCUCCUUCUCUCACUUUGUCCAGUACCUCCUGGAUCCUCAGACAGAGAAGGAGAUGCCCUUUAAUGAGCACUGGCGGCAGGUGUAUCGGCUUUGCCACCCGUGCCAGAUUCAGUAUGAUUUUGUGGGCCACUUGGAGACGGCAGAGGAGGACGCAGAGCACCUGCUACGCCAGCUGCGGGUGGACAAUGUGGUGGAGUUCCCCACCUCUCACAGGAACCUCACAGCCAGCAGCUGGGAAGCUGACUGGUUCAGCACAGUACCUGUGGAGGUGCGGAGAGAACUCUACAAGCUGUACGAACCCGACUUCAGGCUUUUUGGCUACGACAGACCAGACUGGAUCCUCAAUGAGUGACUCGCGUUUUUACACAGUGGGCCCAGGCACGAGUAGACAACACGGUCUUUGUGUUAAGAAAUGAUACACUCCAACUACAGUGACACCUCCCUUUGUUCUGGGCUUUGCAGAUGGCUUCUCCACUCCAGUCCGUUCUACGCUGAAUGUGCACAUUCUUAGGGACACUCACUCCUCCAUCUCAGCACACUAAGGAGGUGAAGCCAGGUGUUAGCCAUUAUACAUUAUUGUUUCUCUUUAUUAAAGGUAUAGUCAGCGAUUCUAGCAAAAGAAUAUUUACAUUUCGACCACCAUGUACACAAAUCCACAAGUCAUUUCAGUUAGGACACCUGCAAACUAGCAAUUUAGCUGAAUGUUCCAGUAAAAGUUGAUUUAGCAAACAAGCUGAUGUGACACAGAUAAUGCCCAGUUUGUUACAGUAGCAUCGCCACAAAGAUUAGCCUAUUACCAUAAUGGUUUUCAGCGGCACAAACAAUUGACCUGUCCAGAAGACAAAGAACAACAUCUGUGUCCGUCCUCAUUCCUUUUACAUAAAUGCCAGAGUUCCUCUCUUUGCUUGAUUAUGGUCCUUAUUUUUCCAGUUUUUGUGCUUCUGUCUUUCUCCUCAGUUGUUUAGUUGUAUAGGCUGUAAGUGGAAGCGGGGGAGCUGGUACUUUUUCAGCCACCUCACCGUUUCGGCUGCAGCAGUGUUGUGAGUUUUCCAAGCCACCACACACAUGAUGCUAUGCACGAGCAGGUGUGCUCCUUGUGCUGAUUGGCUGAAAUUAGCCGGCCCGACCCCAAUCCGAUUUUCGCCUGUUACCCCGCGAACGCAGCACACAGUCACCUGGGGUUUGUGGCGUGUGCAGGCUGAAAGGCCAGGCAGAGAAACACCAGGAAAUUUGAGCUGAAUAUGACGAAAUGUGUAAUUAAUUAGAAUCGCUGACUGUAACUUUAAAUCGCAAAGAUAACGCAAAGCAAACAAGUUAGUGGAACAAACAGCAGUUGUCUCUAACAUGUGGCACAUUCAGUGUAGUCCUUUAACUCAAAACUCUGUGCUAAGUAUCGUUACUUUUCCGACUUUGAUGUCACUCCAUGCCUGCCGUUUGUGACCAACUGUGACAAUCACACAGACUUUGUUGCAGGAUGUUGCAGAGAAGCUUUGCCAAAGUGAUGUCACAGAGCCAUGCUCUCCAUUUGUGAUGUCAUAGAAACCCUUCUGGAUGUGACGUCGGCACAGAAGCAGUGGACAGGACACGUGGGCGAGUAGUUAAAGCAAGGUGUUACUAGAGUAGUAUUAAAUAUAGUUGCACUAGUGUUAGUUGUCAGCUAAUUUAUUUCACAUUGUGGAAGUGCAGCGUUUAUGUUAAGCAUGAAAGGGAUUUGUAUGUUGAACAUUCAUUGAAAAUACGGCGACAGCUGUCAACAUCAGAAACAGGUAGAAUUCUCUUCUACCUCCUGCACAGAUUAAGUAGAUGCUCUUUUGUUACGCAGCACAUCCUGUUCCCCCUGCUUUCACUUUGCUACAUUAGGUUUCAGCACAGAGAAGCUCAUUAGAUCAUAUCACCAGAACUGUUUCUGACAGCGUUUCAGCAGCUUGCGUUAUGAGCAUGACAGAAACACCUCAAUGUGUAGAAGCACAGCAGCUCCAGUGAAAACUAGACUGAAGAGCUGAAUUUGUCUCGGCUUGUCUUUGAGACAUAAAACUGGAGUUUCAACAUUCUCCUGAUGUCAUUUCAGCUGUAGGUGCACAGGAGGUGACAGUUUUCUAAAGGGAACAGUGUCUUUUAUUGCUCGGUAUUGUUGUUAGCAACUGAUCAUCUUUGUGUUGUCACACACAGUCUGCAGAUGUUAAGACUGAACUACACUGGGUGAUCCUGGAGACCGAACAGUGUUGUUGAUCUCUCUAAAACAGGAUGGACAUUUUUUACAUUUUAAGGGCGGUAUUUUAUGCAGUAUUUUGUAGCGGGGAGCUGAGCACAUUACAUGAAGCCAACAAAGAGUGUGCUAAUGCGUUGUGUGUACAAGUUGGCUUGAUGGUAGCAUAUCAAGUACAGUGGCAAGUCGGUGCAAGCUGAGGCUCUAGUCAGUGUUAAGGUCAGAGGUUUGAAGUAAAGGUAGAGGCAGGAUGAAUCACGUCUGGCAUUAGGUUACAUGACUAGUACAGGCAGAACGGGGAGACAGUGCCUUUGGUUGCAAACGCUUACACAACAAAAUAGUAUUUUUCUAGAAGGACUUAAUUUUUACUGAGAACACAGUACAGUGACGCCACAACAGUUUGAUGAACUGGGCUUUGUCUUGUGUGAUUAUUGUUUGGGACAAAGAGGAAAAACCGAGCCCUUCAGCAGAACUGUCCAACUGUCCUGCUGGGAGUUUGUAUGAAUCGUGAUUGUGUGCUUUCAGUGGGCUUUUUAAAGUGAUUGUGUCCAGUGGAUCAUUUAAAACCCAGGAUUACAGUGUGGGUUGUACUGUACAUGAUGUCGAGGACCUGCUCUGUAUCACACUGUUCUGCGAGUCACUAAGAUGCACAUGUUCACGCUAGUGACUCAGUGUCGUCUCACUGCCUUUUGUUUUUGUUUUGUGUGAGUGUGGGGCAUUUUGUCAGAUGGGAAACUGUAUUGUUUGACUCUGUAAUGGCUUAGUUAGCACCUGAAAAGGGCCGAAUUAUUUAACACCAGUACUGUAUGUCAUGUCAUCAUCGGAGAAAUGUAGGUCCAUGCUAAGAAAACAAAAACACACCUGUCACCUCACACUUCAAGUUAGCUGUAUUUUUAUAUCUCUUUUGCUGUAUUUUCAUAUGUGACUGUCCAUAACUUUUUCUUAAUGUUUCUUUCUGUCAAAGUGUAAACAACAUUUUGUAAGGCAAAAAGAAAGUUUAUUUAUUGGCAGAGUACAUAUUGCUUUGAUAUGAUAUGCAUAUUUGUAUCCACAGUGGCCCGACAUCACGUUAUUGCAUUCAUAAGAUGCCAAACCUUGUCCUACAUUUUGACCUCAUUUCAGCUCCCUAACAUCAAACAGUGGCACACACCAGAACCUAUUUUUGAGACCGAUGCUUUUGUAAUAUGUGUAUUGUUCCUCUUCUCGUUUACGGGGGAAAUGGAAAGUAUUCAUUCAGUGUGGUCAGUAUUAUGGUGUCAAACAUCUUCUGGUCUUCAUAAAAGACAAAUAAAGGCUGUGGGGCAUGA
This is a messenger RNA of Monopterus albus (swamp eel), 4879 nucleotides long. Its product is annotated as carbohydrate sulfotransferase 12-like. Lineage: Eukaryota; Metazoa; Chordata; Actinopteri; Synbranchiformes; Synbranchidae. The record is from RefSeq and is a predicted model, not a curated record. Bases 471 to 1718 code for a protein of 415 amino acids. Gene Ontology annotation, cellular component: membrane. The transcript has 5 exons. Gene Ontology annotation, biological process: carbohydrate biosynthetic process; proteoglycan biosynthetic process. Gene Ontology annotation, molecular function: sulfotransferase activity.